Messenger RNA from Boeremia exigua, 1896 nucleotides. RefSeq names its product NTF2 and RRM domain-containing protein. Gene Ontology annotation, cellular component: Ubp3-Bre5 deubiquitination complex; ribonucleoprotein complex; cytosol. Bases 244 to 1746 code for a protein of 500 amino acids. Gene Ontology annotation, molecular function: mRNA binding. Gene Ontology annotation, biological process: protein deubiquitination; ribophagy. The transcript has 5 exons. NCBI's taxonomy places the organism in Eukaryota, Fungi, Ascomycota, Dothideomycetes, Pleosporales, Didymellaceae. The record is from RefSeq and is a predicted model, not a curated record.
CCACCCUCACGCGCACAACAGCUCCGCACCACCGUCCAUCAGUCCGCAGGAGCUACCGCAUCACUGCAUCGACUUGCGCAGCCGCUGAUUUCACAGCUCGCCUCAGACUGCAACUUUUACGCACCCCGAUUUUCCUUCCGUCAUCUUCACCUGGCCAGCUCGAACAAGCACACAGCUUCCUGCGCCUCCAAUUCGAACAUCCGCCACCAACACUAGUCUUAGCUCUGAGCACACACUAUCAACAUGGCAGCAACCGAGUCAUCCGCGCCUACUAAUGGCGACUAUGUGCAAAACAGCGAAGGCCAGCCCGCACAACAGGCCGCUGCUUCGGAAAUCCCCAAGGACGAGGUCGGCUGGUACUUUGUCGAGCAGUACUACACCACUCUGAGCAAGAGCCCAGACCGUCUCUUCCUCUUCUACAACAAGCGCUCGCAGUUUGUCUCUGGUGUUGAAGAGGAGAAGGUCAAUGUCUGCGUUGGCCAGAAGCCCAUCAUCGAGCGCAUCAAGGAGCUCGACUUUAAGGACACCAAAGUCCGCGUCACCAAUGUCGACUCCCAGGGCUCUGACGCCAACAUCGUUAUCCAGGUUGUUGGCGAGAUCUCCAACAAGGGCCAGCCCCACAAGCGCUUCGUCCAGACCUUCGUCCUCGCCGAGCAGACCAACGGUUACUUUGUCCUGAACGACAUCUUCCGCUACCUCGCUGAGGAGCCGGAGGAGGAGGAGGAGGCUCAGGAGCCUGCUGCGAACGGCGUUGAGGAGCCUGCUUCCACUGCCACCGCUUCUGUGGAGCCCGAGGCCCCCCAGGGCGAGGUUGCCAGCAGCGAGGAAGACUUGACCAAGGUCGAUGAGAAGCUCGAGGAGGUCGCACAGGAGGAAGCUCCUGCAGAGGAGACUACUGCUACCGGCCCUACUGAGGUGGCUGCCGAGGCCGAGAAGGCCCCAGAGGUCGAGGAAGUCGCGGCGGCCGCCCCCGAGGAGGCUCCCAAGGAGGCUGAAGCUCCCGCUGAGCAGAUUGUUGAGGAGGAGAAGCCCAAGGAACCCGCCCCUACACCCGCCCCCGCUGCUAAGUCCGCUGCUCCUGUUGCCAUGCCCGCUGGUCCCCCGAAGCUCGCUGCUCCUCGCACUUGGGCCAGCCUCGCUGCCUCUGCCCACAAGGUCGCUACUCCUGUACUCACCGCACCCGCUGCCCAGCAGGCUCCUAAGGAGGCCAAGGCUGCAGCCCCCGCGCAAUCCGCCAGCGGCGCUUCGGCCCAGACUCCUGCUGCCGCUCGCGAGCAGUCCCCCACCACAAGCCAGGGCGAGACGGCUGGAUGGCAGUCAGUCACUGGUCACAAGAAGGAGCAGUCCCGCGCACAGAACCAGGCACCCGCUGCCGAGGCCGAUCAGAAGCGUGCAUACAUUAAGAACGUGUACAGCCAGGUCCAGGAGGGCUCCCUGAGGGCCGCUCUUACCAAGUUUGGCGAGAUUGAGUUCCUCGAUCUCAGCCGUGGCAAGAACGCCGCCUUUGUUGACUUCAAGACUCCCGCUGGCUACCAGGCAGCCGUUGCUGCUAACCCCCACACUGUCGACGGUGUCGAGCUCAAGGUCGAGGAGCGCCGCACGCGCCCUCAGCAGUACUCUGGCUCCUUCCCCCGUGGCGGUGGUUCUCAGCGCGGUCGAGGUGGCCCAGGUGGCCCUCGCGGCGGAUUCGUUCCCCGUGGCCGCGGUGGUGCCGCUCGUGGCCGUGGCGCGCCUCAGGAGUCCUGAGCGUAGCAGCUUGACACACUGCGCUUCGUUUCCACUUUGUGUCCCUCUCAUUUUUCGAGUCUUUAGCGACCUUUACCGUUCCAUAACGAUUCACGGCUUCUGUUAUGUGUACUGUAUCCGACCUCGUUCAGCUCUUGUAUAAAAGUCACC